Molecule: messenger RNA, 1242 nt
Organism: Suillus discolor
Lineage: Eukaryota; Fungi; Basidiomycota; Agaricomycetes; Boletales; Suillaceae
Exons: 9
Coding region: 1-1242 (413 amino acids)
Source: RefSeq, a predicted model, not a curated record
AUGUCUACCACAAAUGCUCCCCGUCGCACCCGUCCGUCAAAUGCAACCACCUGGCCUGGCCAGGUAGUCCUCGAUGCGCAGGUCAAGAGGCGUACCAAGGCGCAAAAGAACGCUGAUGACCUUGCCCUCAAGAAAGCAAAGGAAGCAAAGGAAGCACAGACCCAAAAGGGACUGGAGCGCCUGGCUGGGAAUGGUGAUAAUCAUACUGACAGCCUAAUGGACGCCAAUGAGGCAGACAGCCACCAGGAGGCUGUCAAGAACAUGGAGGAUGAAACUGUAGGAGCAAAGAAGAAGAAGGUAAUGAAGAAAGGUGGAAAGCCGUUGAUAAGGGACGCUAUCAGCAACAUGCAAAACAAGAUCAGUGAAGCAUCAUCGAAAGUGGAAGGUGAUAACACCAUGACACAUGUAUCUGAUGGGAAAGAUACACUAACACUUAUCAAUGCGAGCACCCAGAAAAUUGCUUUAGGUGGGCGUAAUAGCCAAUGGGCUUCAAGUGAUCACGUCCGAAAAAUGAGAGCCAAGAUAUCGAUUGGAACGUCCUGUGGCGAACGUCUCAAGUACAAGGCAGGAAGUCCGUAUCGGAAAAAGCCUUUGAAGAUGACAUCGCAAUACAUUGGGGAGCGUGAGGCCUUACUAUCGCACAAGGCAAAGGGAAAUCCAAGGUUGCCUCCAUAUUUGAUGACAACUCGGACUUCGGACGAGCCUAUAGCUCCAGUAGCGCAGUGGACAACCCUCUCAAGCGGAAAGCUUGUGUGGGAUGAGUUCAUAGAUGACAACGAGGAGUCUGUGGUGUCCGACUGGUCCAUGGACAGCGAAGGCCUGGAUCUUGAAGAUGUGAUCGAAAUUUCUGAGGACACUUCUGAGCCCGAAACCUGCGGUAGUGAAGAAAGAAGGUUCAGCGUACAACAUCUUCGACAUCUGUAUCUGUUGUUGGCUUCUGUCACUGACAGCAAGCUGCCUCCUCAUAAAAAGGUCAAGUCAAGCCAUCCGCCACACGUGCCCAUGGUGCUCCUGCCAUCAAACUCAGCUGAACGUGGCUACUACGCCAGACCACAUGAAACCGCUGGGAGUUACGACGAUAUCUGGAAUAUCCCAGAUGAAGUCCUUCUCCUUCAUGCCCAGCUAAUUUUUAAACGGGUAUACAAGGACCUCAAACAUUACCAUCGUUCACGGUGGUGUGAUACAUUCCCUGACUGCAGUGUAUAUCCGAAUGGCGCAGCAAUUUCGGCUCAACAGGCAUAG